Molecule: messenger RNA, 809 nt
Organism: Trichoderma asperellum CBS 433.97
Lineage: Eukaryota; Fungi; Ascomycota; Sordariomycetes; Hypocreales; Hypocreaceae
Cellular component (GO): EKC/KEOPS complex
Source: RefSeq, a predicted model, not a curated record
CAUCAUCAGGCGCAAAAGCUUCGACUCUCCAUUCCUCGCAUAUACCAGACCCGUGAACGACGGCAGAUCCACAUCACCACCCCGGUCUGUUAUCCCGACGCGCACCAGCCACUCAGCUGCCAUCGUUUAAGCCCUGUCGAGCGAAACGAAGGAGAAGAAAAAGAAAGAAAGAAAGCACACGCGCAAGCGCAGAGGCCAUUGCCAACCAAAUCUCCCAAGCGCCAGGACAAAGAAAAAAACCCAUAUCAAACAAAAAGAAAAAGAGAGGCAAAGAGACAAAGACAAACAAAUCUGCGCCGUUGUCUCGGUCAAAACUCCCCCGCCGCUCGCCGGUUGUCCCGCCACAAUGAGUUCCGAUCCCAAGUUCCCAUGCAGCAUACAUCUGCAAAUCCCCUUCCCCACACAUCGACUCGCCUCCACGGCCCUCAAAGCCCUCCAAGUCGACCCCGAGCUAUCGCCCCUCGUCCAGAGACAUUUCUCCAUAAACUCUGCUUCAUCGACGGAGCCCGAGGAGAGGGCGCAAGUGCUGCAGGUGGAAUACCAGGCGACUACGAAUCGCAUGCUGCGAGUUGCUGUCAACUCAUUCAUGGAAGGCCUCAAGCUGGUCUUGGAGGUCAUGGAACAAUUAGAUGUCGACGUCUUAGCAGCAGAGAACAAGGCAUCAAUCAAAUCUCCGUGAACAUGUACCCCUCGGCUGUCCUAUACCAUAUCGAAGUGACAUAUCGCCAUAUGUGCCAUAGCACAGUGAUGGUAAGCAGUACCAACUACCUAACGAUGCGAUAAAAUCGACUACCUCCCAAUACAUGGCC